Messenger RNA from Zea mays, 1702 nucleotides. RefSeq lists its product as uncharacterized. The coding region runs from base 110 to 751 and encodes 213 amino acids. NCBI's taxonomy places the organism in Eukaryota, Viridiplantae, Streptophyta, Magnoliopsida, Poales, Poaceae. The record is from RefSeq and is a predicted model, not a curated record. The transcript has 2 exons.
CUCUGUUCCUCGGAGCGCCGUCCGAGACGGGACUCGGGAGUACAGUACUGUACAUCCGGCGGGCAGGCCGCGCGCGCCGUGUUCGAAACCCCCAGGACAAGGACAUGGCAUGGCAUGUGGGCUCGGCACCUCCCCCGCUGCCAUGCUGCUGGCUUGCUGCAUGCGCGGGCAAGCCUACAGUAGUCAGUCGUCCACACUCCACAGAGACCCACGCCGCAUCGCGCGCGUGCGUCUGCUAAGUACGGCGCGGCGCGACGAGAGGCGCCGCGCCGGGAGAGGAAGAGUCUCGUCUCGUGGUAGGGGGCCAGCGCCCAAGGUCACGGAUGGCGACUGGGGAGAAGAUUGCCCGGGUUUCUUUCAUGGUACCACUACCAGAAAAGCGCUCGUCGUGGCUCAACUCAAGACGAAGCAAAGCGACGGGCCUGGGCGAAGGCAACGGAAAGGAAAGCCGCACACAAGGCAUCGGUGUCCGUGGCGCUGCCGAAAGCGGGGGAGCGUGGAGCGGCGGCGAUGUCCGAGACUGGCAUUGUUAUCCAACCGGUCUGAGGUUUCCGUUCCUCAGUAUAGGAUGGAUGCUGGAUGCGUAUCGGUGUUCCGUUGGGGAAUCCCGCACGAUUAUGGCAGGAACGCCCGUACCGGCCGCUGCCAAACUCGGCAGCUUUGGUUUCGGGUUCGGUUUUGGUCGCCGUUCGGUGUCCUUGGUAGCCGAAUGUCCGCACAGAUCGAUCUUCCUAUUCUUUCACGUUUCUGAGUCCAGAUCGUAGUCGGGCGUGGGAGAAUUAAUUGGUCCUACCCUACGCGUGCUGGACUGGAAUGCCCUUCCACAUGCUGUGUAUGUGUGUGUGUGUCCUACGGCGUCGGCUUUGAAUUUUAGGCUGGUCGCCGCCUGCCGUCCUGUCCUACGCGUGCUCUGGAUUGCCGCCCGCCCGCCCGCGUCUGGAACCGGAACUCCUAGUCCCAGGACACGGGGACGCCCAAGAGCGGCGUCGCCCAGCAGGAACUCGAUCCCGGUGGUGGUUCUGGUUCGGGCCGCGGUCAUCUUUAUCGGUAUAAGCGUGUGUGGCAGUACAAAAGAUAGAUAGAUUACAAAAAAAAGGCGCCCCGUGAUGGUAAAUCCUAAUUAAUCCGCACUGACGUAGCUUCAACGGCAAAGUCCGGCCGGCGGAGCCAUCAUGAUGAUUGAUAAUAGUGACCGAGCCGGUGGACGACGGCGACGACGAAGAUGAUUACGCUCCCAGCGCCGCCACAACGGCUUUGGCGGAUGGCGACCCGGCGUCGGCUCAUCGGCUGUGACUCCUCUCCACUCUCCCUCUCCGCGCCCGAGACCCAUCAUCAGUGCAGGGCCGUCCGACUGAUCCAUCCUUCCGCUCCAUCCAGCCAUGUGGCGAGAAAAGAAAAGGCCGCCUGUGCCUGCCGACGGAUGGAAAACUAAACCAUAGCAGGCAUGGAAAACUAAAAGCAUUCGUAUGCCAAAAACAAUUUACAUAGGAUUUUAGCUAAAUCGGUUAUCUAUCUAUCUAUCCGUAGCCGACCAAAAUUACUUGAAUUACACCAUCACGCUACUCAGGAGCAACUGAGGGCGGGGCUCGGGACCGGCAUGAUCGAGACGAAUAUGAUUGUAAUUAGAAAAAAUACAACUAGAGAUGUAUCUAUUUUAGAAUGAAUUUUAAAUUCUAAAAGUGCAAUUACCACAAAAAUAAAA